Molecule: messenger RNA, 1096 nt
Organism: Vigna angularis (adzuki bean)
Lineage: Eukaryota; Viridiplantae; Streptophyta; Magnoliopsida; Fabales; Fabaceae
Product: F-box protein SKIP24
Exons: 6
Coding region: 16-768 (250 amino acids)
Molecular function (GO): protein binding
Source: RefSeq, a predicted model, not a curated record
GAGCAAGGGGUGGAGAUGGAUGACGAGAAGGCUGCAAUUAUAGCUUUUGAACAUUUUGUUGGAAUUCGGAGAAUGUCCUUUCUCCCGGAAGAACUAUGGCGGCGAAUUCUAGAAAUCGGAAUCGAAAGCAGCGGUUUCAGCUACAAGGAUCUCUGCUGCGUCUCCAUCUCAUGCCGCCGCCUGCACCGCCUCUCCUCCGAGGAUCUUCUUUGGAACCGCCUUCUCUCCGCCGACUAUCCUCAACCCCAUCCUUCUUCUUCCACUUCUUCUAAAUCUCUAUAUAAAUUAAGGUUUGAGAGGGACAAGGAGAGGAGAAUAGCUGCUCAUAGGAGGGCUGUGUUGAGAAAAGAGAGCCAGAUUGCGGAACAUUCUAGAAAACUCAGAGAAAUUCAGACACGUGUUGCUCAAGAAACCGCCACAGCCACACAAACUGCUCAAGACUUGUCCAAUUUGCGUAGGGCCAGACAAGCCUUUGUAGCUUUGAAUGUGUGGCAACCGGAGGUUGUCCGAAGUAGGCAAAAACAAAUGGUUGAGCAGAGUGCUGUCCCUGCUGAAUGUCGGAUACACGCUCUUGAGAUGGAACUAAAGCUUUGUAAGCAACAGAUUGCAGGGUUGGAGCUGUUCUAUAAAGAUGAAAAGCGCAGGCUUGAUACUGCAAAAGAAGAGUUGGCGUCUAUGAAGUAUCACCCUAUGGAGGAGCGUAAGACCAUAAGCCAAAGGGAUAAUAAGCAUGUCAAGCGGAAAAAGCUGAAAAUAUGCAAUAGCUGAAAACAUUGCAUCGGUUGAGGUGUUGAUGAAAUUUGCUCAUCCUUCUUCCAUUGAAACUUGGAAAUUGUUCCGUCCAUGAAGACUGACUGUGCAAAUUCUGUGAUUACUGUACGGAGAAUGUAUUAGCAAUACGUAGUGAAAGCCUGAGGGUAUCAAAGUUAAAUCAUUAUGUGUAACUUGAGUUCAGAUGACCCCUUGUUCAUUCGAUUGUAGCCUUUUGACUUGUGGAAACCUUUUAAGUUUGAGGAAAGCUUGAUCAAAGGAUGGAGUGUAUCAUAUGCAGAUCAAUAAGUACUAUUAAUGAAGUAUCUAAAUUUAAAAAAUAAAA